UGGGGUUUGUUUCAGCUGUUGCCGCGCCAGUCUCAUUGUGUUUUUGCAUCGCGAGCGGGACGGUCGUCGAUUCGGGUUCGAACUGGAAUCGGAAAUAGCGGUCUAGCGGGCCUUUCUGCCUCUCUGUGUGCUUUUGGAAAAAGUUUGCUUGAAAAAUGUGUAAAGAAAGCGGCGCCGCCGAGUGAGUGCGUGUGUGUGUUUUUAUGUGUUUGCAAAUACAAAAGUAAAACAGCCCCAAAGGCAACAACAAAGUGGCGGCGUUGGCGGCUACAGCGCAGUAGCAGCGACGCAGCGGAGCAGCAGCAGUGCAGCAGCAGCGACGUCCAGUGCAUUUUGGUGCAAACUAAUUGUUGUUGUGAGAGCGAAUGUGUUUCAAUAAUGUUACUGCCUUCGGGGCGUUCGAAUAGUGAUGUCUAUCCGCUACAAAAUGCCGCAAACACAACAGCAACAUCGACCGGAGGAGCAACAUCAGCUGGUGGCGCGGGUGGAGCAGGCGGAGUUGGAGGCGUCUGCGGAGGCGUAGGAGCAACAUCCAAGCACAAGCCCUUGCUACUGACACGAACAUCAUCGCCUCAAUUGACAACGCUGCCGACAACAAAUGGCUCUGUUGUCCAUGCCACGCCCACCCGCUCCAACGGAUGUCCGCUGCCCCAAUCCUCCGGAAUCCCAGUGACAAUGGCAACAACAGCCACGGCAAUGGCUACAGCAACACCAGCCACAACUGGAUGUACGUUAGUGGAGGGUACAGCAUCGACGGAGCUGAGCACUGGGCUAGCAAAUGGAACUAACUGCGGCACCGGGAUCUAUGGGCCACUUCUGGGUCAAAGUCAUGGGGGCGUCAUCGCUGGCAUGGCCGAAAAUUGGCCAGAAAUUGAUGGACACUUGGAGGCCAUACAGGAAAAGCUCAAGCCCGGCUGGAGUGUUCAUGUGGGCAAGGAGGGCAGGCUCUACUAUUGCAAUCACAUGACACAAUCUGCGGGUUGGCUGCCAGCUUGCGAGGAUUGGAGCAAACACGAGGAGCUCUCGUAUGGCUGGGAGCGUGCCAUAGACUCCAAGGGUCGUUCCUAUUACAUAAACCACCUGAAUAAAACGACCACGUACGAGGCACCCGAGUGCAUACGCUGGGAUGAGCAUCCUCCGGAGCCACGACAGGUUCAACUCCAGCGGAAUGCCAGCCUGGGUUUUGGAUUCGUGGCUGGGAGUGAACGACCCGUAAUCGUGCGAUUUGUGACGGAAGGUGGUCCUAGCAUCGGAAAACUGCAGCCGGGCGAUCAAAUCUUGGCGGUGAAUGGCGAGGAUGUGAAGGAUGCGCCGCGCGAUCAUGUCAUCCAGCUGGUGCGAGCCUGUGAGUCGCAAGUCAAUCUCCUGGUGUGCCAACCCAUGGCGCACUGCGUCCUGCCUGGCAGAAAAUCCACACUUCUUUCAGCGGGCAAGCGAGCCAAGCUGAGAUCGCGUCCUAGUCGAGUUCGAUUCGCCGAGAGUGUCUGCGUCAACGGAGCUCCACUGUUUCCACCGUCGGCCUUCUCCCUUGGUGACAUCUGCGUACCCCCGAUGGCCAAUGUGCUGAAGGUGUUCCUCGAGAACGGGCAGACCAAGUCCUUCAAGUACGAUGCCACCACCACGGUGCAGGACGUGGUCAGCUCGCUGCUGGACAAGCUGUGCCUGUGCUGUGGCGAGCUCUUCAGCCUGGUGCUGGAGCACGUGAAGAGCCUCAAGCGCAACAAGCUGACCCUCCUGGAUCCGCAGGAAUCGCUGGCCAGGAUUGCUGCGCGUCCGGGAGCGCACAAAUUGAGGUGCCUAUUCCGCAUCACCUUCGUGCCCAUCUCGGCCGCGGAACUGGCGCAGCGGGAUCUGCAUGCCCUGGACUAUCUGUACUUGCAGUGCUGCAACGACGUCAACCAGGAGAGAUUCGCCCCAGAGCUGCAGCCGGAAUUGGCCCUGCGCUUGGCCGCCCUCCACAUGCACCAGCACGCCCUGGCCAACAACUUUGCGCCCGCCAAGCUCACCGUCAAACUAGUCGAACGCGAGUUCGGACUGGAGCGCUUUGUGCCAGUGAGUUUGUUCGAGGGCAUGAAGCGGAAGGAACUGCGCCGGCUGAUUUCUCACUUCCUCAAGCUCAACGCGGAGAUGACUGGCUCCUCCAGCAAGGUUCUCACACAACUGCAGGCCAAACUCCAUUAUCUAGAUAUAAUCGCUAGCUUACCAAGCUAUGGAGCCAAAUGUUUCAGCACAAACCAAAGAGAGGGCGUCGAACGCGUCCUGCUGGUGAGUCCACGCUUUGGACUCAGCCAGAUAUCCAGUGCCCGCAAUUCGGUGCAGCCCCAGCCUAUUUCCGCCAUCGAGGACUUCACCCAUGUGGUGGUGAAUCGCGAGGACGAUGUCACCUGCAGCGUAUCCAUAUUCAUGCUCGGAGAUCGAGCAGUAAAGUUCAUAAUGGAGGAUCGAGAUGGCUGCGAGUUUAGCCUUGUCCUAGGCGGCUACUACCGACUGCUGACAGGUAAUGUUUUAAAUAUUCUGCGAGAACGGGAACCGAACGACGAGGACAAUGCGCCGGGCUUCCUAUCCCAGCAUACAGUGCUCCCAGCGGGAUGGAGCUACCUGCUCCCCUUCCACACUCGAGCGCACAGCGUUAACUUCCUGAUGGCGCCACCCUACCAUCCGCUAGUCCAAAGGGGUCAGCUACAGCAGCAGUCCUCCAUUCAAGCGCCUUCCUCACUGCCCUACGUCAUGGAUCUGGAUUUGCACAGCGUGAUGGCCACCGAGCUGCUGGAGGAGGCAGCCAAGGAUUCGGGACUGAGUGACAGCAGUGGCAGCAACUACUGCGAAGGACGCAGCCAUUUGGGCAGCCAUCAACUGGAGGCUAAGAACGAGCAGGUUCUGAGGAGGGUUCAGGAACUGCAGCACCUAGUUCAGACCUCAGAGCAAUAUCUGAGUGAACAGGAGCAGGGCGGCGGCGGAGGAGGCGUGGCCAUGCUGGAAUUCGAUUCGGAUUGCGAUAGCCUCAACAGCAGUAAGGUUUCAUCGACGGAAGGGUCGCAGGGUGGAACGAUUCUGGGACCUGGCGCUAUCAUUCCGUCAGGACAUCCUUUGAAACAUAGCGAUUCCCUGACGCUAUUGGCGGAGACCAUUAACCACGAGUUGAGUGGCAUAACCCAGGGACUGAACGCCAUACCCGAGUCUGCUCCAGUCUCCACAUCUGCUCCUGCGACUCCAGCUACGCCCAAGCGAAAGCCAAGUCUGUGCAGCACUUCCAGCCCGAGACCGCAAAGGAAACUGAAUGGUUUUAGCCAGCUAUUGAGUGACUUGCAAGCCCUGGGCACCGAUUUCUCCCAGAGCGAAAGUGAUUCGGAAUCUGUGGCCUCACCGGCGCAAUCUCCUACAACCAGAAGACCGCAGAUGAUGCUGCUUCAGGCAGCGGGAUCUUCCGCUGGAUCCGGAGCACCAGCCAAACAGCAACUGUCGCAAAGGAGCAGCUUUGGCUUGCACAGUCCCGAUGGCACACAUUUCGGUGCCGAAACCAAGGACUACAAUCUAAGGGAGUAUUUGCAGCAACUGAAGGAGAUUAGCAAUGCGGCAUCGGCGGACACAGAUGUUGCUGCCCGUCAGCUCUCCGAGAUUUAUGGAUUUGAAGUGAGGGAAGAUACAUUCAUUGAAACCGAUACGGAUCUUAUAGAUCUGCGUGCCAUUCCGCCACCUCAAACCCCCGAUGAGUUGGAUUCCCUGUCGCUGAUGAAUGCAGCUCCCCCAAAGGGAUUCGAAGGCAAGGCUGAGGAGCUCGACAGUUUCCUGCAGCAGAUAAUGGUGGCACCACCCACGCAGAAAGCGACACCCGCCAAGGAACUGACGCCCGAGGAGAUAAUGUCUUUCAUCAUACCACCACCGCCCAAUUUGGAGCAACAGCAGGUGGUUGCACCGGUGGAAACCGAGUGCCUGUAUAGCAAUUCUGUUCAGGCAAAGAGGGAGUUCUUCCAAUCGGUUGCCAAUGGCAACAAUGGAACUGGUACUCACUCACCCCACGUUAUCGAGUAUGCCACUGUGGAGAGGAAGAGCAAGUUCAGCUGUUGUCCCACCAGCAAAAAGGAGGAGCAGCCAGGUCAGGAGGAACUGCAACCACCGCCGAGAACACCCACUACAGAGCAACUUUCCCCGCCGCCGGCGAGACCACCGAAAAGUGCCGAGCUCCUGCAGCGCUAUUCGCCCAAAAAACAAGUGCGUAUAGCCGCAAGUCCAGUGAUGCAGCCGCAGGAGCGGCGGGAACUCUGUCCGCCACAACUGCCGCCGAGAGGAAGUCCCACGCUGGAUGGGAGCCAGAGCAGUCCCACAAACGCGGUGAGUGGUCCCAAGAAACCCCCGUUGCCGCCCAUCGCCUGUCGCCCGCGUCCUUCGAACGGAGUGAAUUCUCCGAACUCCUCAUCACCCGGAUCAGCACCACCUGCCCACUACUCACCACCCAUUCCGGCCACCGUUCGUCUGCCCCACUUGAACCAAGCCAACGGAACACUUCCCCUGCUCCCCAAGAAACCGCAGCAGCUGCACGGCGAGAAGUUGUUCAUUAAAAACGGUCACCUAAUCGAUGGCGAGGCGCUGUUGGCCAAAACAGAUGUGGCCAUGGCCGGCCUGCUAAUUAAGUUGGACCAGGUGGCCGCCCAGUGUUCGGUGGCUCAGGCGGCGGGAGGAGGAACCUCCAUCGACGAGGAGAAGUUCCAGCGUGCUAGGAACGAGCUCACCGAACAAACGUUGGCCCUGGUCACGGCUAGCAAAUUCCUGGUGGCCUCCAUGUCGGACAUGACAUUGAUUACGCUGCCAGAACAUCUGACUUCCUGCCUGACAGCCAUUCGAAGGAUAACUGAGCUGGCCCAGGAUAUGACCAGGCACACUUCGGCUCCGUUGCAAACCAGGAACAUUGUGCUCAAAGUACACGAUGUGGCGAGUAGUUUCAGGGAGCUGGUAGGCGUGGAGAUCGGACCCAUUGGCGCAGGACAAUUGGCCCUGCAGGCCGAGUGUCUGGCCAAUGUUCUGGCUACUCUGCUGCGAUCCCUGCGCGUAUUCUCUCCAUAACCCAGAGAGAUCGAUGGCAGCGCAAAUGGAGAGACAAUCGAAUGCGACGACAGAAGUGAAAGUGGAAGUGAAACCCGAAAUAGCAAUUUAUCCAGUCCCGACAUAUCGCACGCUCGUCUGUCUAUGUGUAAAACUCCUUACACCACCUACGUCUAGAUGUGCAUGAAGCCCCAAAAACAUAUGCACGCACAUAUUAAUCCAAAAAUACAUCGACUCUCGAAACUAAUUUACAGGUAAAGGGCCGCGUCAGAGAAUCGAUGGUCUGAUGGCUCUUUAGGCUUAGCCAGGCUUUAUCCUCACCUGCGACUUAUAUCGAAUCUGGAAUGUGGCAGCUCAUAAGAGGGGAUCUUAGUCGAUGUGGUGGAGUGUUUAAAGAGCUUGGGGAUAUAUUUUGCUGAAAUACAUAUCGCAACUAUUAUGUGGACGCACAGAUGAAUGGCAAGGAAUAUUUCAAACGGGAUAGAGCCUAAAUAUCUGUAACAUAUCUUAGACUUGCAAACUUUCGAAAGAAUAUUAAAUUUUAUUAUAGUUUUCAAAUUAGCAUGGAACGUACAACACUACAUAUCUACAAAUGUGUGAAUUGUUCGGUUUUUUGCCACUUGCAAUAUUCUUUUUUUCAUUUUUCGAAAUUGCCAUAUCGUGUUAUAUAUCUCUAUUCUUUAAUCGUGCCACCACAUCUCUAGGACCUUCUAAAAAAUAUUUCUAAAUAAAAACGAUAAAUUAUCAUAAAAACACUCUCUUAACUUAACGCAUGCAACUAACUCGAAUUUCUCUCUAAUCUCCUAAAACAAACAUAUAUUUUUAACUAUAUUUAUAUCACUCUCGAAUCGUUAGAACUGCUCUGUAUACCAAGUCCCUUAAGAAAAGAACUCAACCAAUUCCUCAGCCCAAAAGAGGAACCCCAUUUAAUGAAACACCAUGACUUGAUUAUCUAGACCAAUUUAUAUGAGAAACUUACGGAAAUAUGUUUAUUAAAUUAUGCUAUUAGUAUAUUUUCUUAUGUACAUAAUUUACACACAUACCUAAUACCAUAUACAUAUAUACAAGUACUAUACAUAUAAAUACUAUAAUAAAAUUGACCAAACAAUAAUCAAAAUUUUAACUUGUGAUAUAAAAAAAUUGAAAAAGUAAAAGCAAAAAAAUUAAUUAUUGAAAACAAAACUUUUACAUUUUCUUUGUUUAACAACAAAUGUUUUAACAGAAUUAUUUUAUACGUUCGUUGUUGUUAGAAACGAUCAACCUUUUUGUUAUUGUUUAUGUGUCAUAUCUUUUGUUGUAGUUGUUGCUGAAGUAUGUACAAGAAUGCGCAUUAAGUUGUAGCUUUAACUAAUUAUAUUAUGGUACACAAUAUGAUUAAACUUUAAUCAAAGUAAGCAGAAACUCAAGAAUAAUCCGUUUAAAUAUAACUAAUCGAUAAUCCAUUGUUUUCAUUUUGUUUUGGAUUUUUCGUUGAAACAAGCACACACGUAUGCAUAAUAAACAUAACCGUAUGACAUAUACAAACAAGAUAUAUACAAAUAUGAACUAAAAUAAUAAUACCAAUUAAGUAAAACAUAAUCAAAUGUACAAUGUAAAACAAUGUAACUGUUUAUGAUUUAAUGAAAACAAAUACAAAAUACAUAUGAAA
Molecule: messenger RNA, 6685 nt
Organism: Drosophila simulans
Lineage: Eukaryota; Metazoa; Arthropoda; Insecta; Diptera; Drosophilidae
Exons: 10
Coding region: 379-5058 (1559 amino acids)
Cellular component (GO): cytoskeleton
Molecular function (GO): protein binding
Source: RefSeq, a predicted model, not a curated record